Messenger RNA from Neltuma alba, 653 nucleotides. RefSeq names its product mitogen-activated protein kinase kinase kinase 5-like. The record is from RefSeq and is a predicted model, not a curated record. Gene Ontology annotation, biological process: protein phosphorylation; MAPK cascade. Gene Ontology annotation, molecular function: MAP kinase kinase kinase activity; ATP binding. The transcript is spliced from 5 exons. NCBI's taxonomy places the organism in Eukaryota, Viridiplantae, Streptophyta, Magnoliopsida, Fabales, Fabaceae. The coding region runs from base 1 to 564 and encodes 187 amino acids. Gene Ontology annotation, cellular component: cytoplasm.
AUGGCGGGGGAUAGGAGAGACCAAACUAAAGAGGGGGUUAGAUCGAGAAAUGAAGGGAGAGAUAGGACCAGAAAGAGCGGGAAUAAGAAGAACUUGAGGAGGAUAGAGAGGGACAUAAAGCCUGACAAUCUGCUUGUCGAUUCUAAUAACAACUUAAAGCUGGUUGACUUUGGUUUGGCUAAGCAUUUAGCAAAAUCUGUGGGCAAGCACUCCCAGUUGGGAACUCCAUAUUAUGCAGCGCCAGAGGUUCUUCAAAAAAUAGAAUAUAAGAGCUCUCUUGAAGCUUUUGCUGCUGAUAUAUGGAGUUUGGGUUGCGUAAUCAUUGAAAUGUUCUCAGGGGAGCAUCCUUGGCCUGGUUUGGAAUGGCAACAGGCGUUCUGUAAAGUUUGUAUUAAUGAGGAACAUCCGCCCAUACCAGAAGGAUUAUGCGAAGAUGGUAAAGAUUUUCUGGAACUCUGCUUCACAAGAGCUCCGGCCCAGCGGCCUUCUGCUGCAGCAUUACUACGCCAUCCCUUUGUAAAAGCACAAAACAACUUAACUUGCCGAUGGAAGAAAGAACAAUGAUUGAUGUUCUACGUUGAAGGUAUUGGGACUUUAGUAUGAUAUAUAUAGCUAAGGUCUUAGUUUAUAUAACAAGGCACAUCUCUUCAUUU